This is a messenger RNA of Pocillopora meandrina, 876 nucleotides long. The record is from the annotation of a GenBank genome assembly. NCBI's taxonomy places the organism in Eukaryota, Metazoa, Cnidaria, Anthozoa, Scleractinia, Pocilloporidae.
GAUCGCUCGGUCCACAGAGUCACAUUCAAUUCGAACAGUAAAUCUCCAGAUGAUGUCUGGAUGGUUUCAGUUCCAAAGCUUCAUGAAAGAGUAGUUCUUGUGCCAGGGUCUCUUGCACUCAUCUUCAACCUCACAGUAAGCGGGCAUGCAAACAAUUACCACUUGAACAACGUGGUAAGAACUCUGGUCGACAGAUUGUAUGUCAAGUUCAUAGGUAGGUUGUGCAGGACACAGACGGCUAAGAUCAGUUGAAGCUCUAUGGAGACCUCUUCUUGACUGAGAACGUGAGAGCAAGCGUGCUGAGGCAGUUUGCUGAUCUUUCGAGGAUUAGACACAGUGCAGAAGACAAAGACAGUACAGGUGUUUACUUGGAGAAGAAGCUCAAUAAAGUGUAUGGAAGCAAGUACAGGAUUCCGAUUGAUCAUGGCAUUCUGAACAAUCAUGGAGCCUUCUACCCAAAGGGACUUUUAAAUUUGCGCGUCUUCGAACUCAGACUUGUACCUGCCAGAAAUGUCGUAAGGGGAUGGGAUCUAACAAAGCUUACCAAUGAAUUGACUAACGUCGAGCUUGAGUAUGAGGUGAUUAACAACCAAUACCGUGACAUGAAAUUGCAGUAGUGGAAAGAGAUUUAUGUAUGAGCAUGCGAACCAUCACAAGAUGAUCACAGUCAAAAGAGCAACUGAUUCAAUCAUCAAUGAGGGCAUAAAUGUUGCAAAGAGAUCAAUGAGAGGACUCCUCUUCUAUAAUUCACAUCCAGCAGGGGCAAGAGACUCUAAGAAGAUGUCCAAUCCUGACAUCACUGAAGUGAAAGUGGACGUGAAUGGUAUCCUGAACAAGGUUUUCAGCCAAGGGAUGAAGAAAGGAGAUAUGUGCUAG